GAGCAGAUUAAUAUUAUUCAACUUCCAACAAGCUCGACUAUCUGAGAUCUACUUCAAUGAUAUAAGAGCAGAAGAAGCAGCCGAACAGGCAAGUGGAAGCUACAACUAUGACCAACAAGGUAAGGAUUGGGAAGGAACCUGUCAAGAUGGCUUGCAGCAAUCGCCAAUCGCAUUGAGCAGCAGUCAGGCCAUUGUAACCAGUGCACGGCGUAUAGCUUUUUACAACUAUGACGAGACUCUGCAGUCACCGUUGGUAAUGACAAAUAAUGGACACACAGCGAACAUUGUAUUGCCUCCUACACGCAACGGACAACGUCCUUAUAUCAAUGGAGGAUUAUUGCCAGGCACCUUUGAAGCUCAAAGUGCCCACUUUCAUUGGGGCUCUUCCAGCAGCAAGGGCUCUGAGCAUACCAUUAACGAUAACCGUUACGAUGUUGAAAUACAUAUUGUCCAUAAGAACCUACGCUAUUCCGAUAAAACGGUAGCCGAAGCCAGCGAGUACUGGGAUGGCCUAGCUGUUUUGGGAGUUAUGCUCAGGGCUGUAAACAGAGUGCUCUCGCCGCAUUUGGGGCUAAUUGGGAUCUUUAAUCAAUUGCCUCAGAUUGCUCAAUACGGAUCAAGUACCAAUUUGACUGGCCGCUACUCUGCCCAGCAACUACUGGCCAGCGUUAACACUAACCAUUUUUACUCAUAUAAUGGAUCAUUAACCACACCCGACUGCGCAGAAUCCGUCACUUGGACUGUCUUUGGAGAAGCUGCCAAUCUACCUAGACGACACAUCAGCAAAUUCUGGGACUUACAAGACUCGCGUGAGCAAUCUUUAGUAAACAACUACCGCGCUAUUCAAGAUAUUAAUGAUCGACCCGUCUACUACAUUCCUAAAUAAUUGAAAAAA
Messenger RNA from Drosophila navojoa, 895 nucleotides. Its product is annotated as putative carbonic anhydrase 3. The record is from RefSeq and is a predicted model, not a curated record. Gene Ontology annotation, cellular component: cytoplasm. Gene Ontology annotation, molecular function: zinc ion binding; carbonate dehydratase activity. Lineage: Eukaryota; Metazoa; Arthropoda; Insecta; Diptera; Drosophilidae.